AUGGCAGCUCAGGGCUCCAGCCAGGGCGGGGGACUCACUGCACUGAAACAUGGGCGGCCAAGCUGGCUGCUGCCUCUGCUAACUGCCAACAAGAUGGCGGAUCCUGCGGAAAUGACGGAUUUGUCUUCUGCAACCAACCGCACCGGCCCAUGGGGCCCCCCAAAGCACGGGGCCCAGAGUGGUUAUAGAUCAAAAGGAUAUAUAUGCGCAGCACACUAUUUCCAAAGAGAGACACGGGUCUCACAAACUUCCAGGUACAGAAAUGAACGUGAAUAUCAGCAGAUGCUAAAAGAGACCCUUGAACGCCUUAAUAAGGAAGCAGAUGAAGCUUUGUUAUGUAAUCUGGAACUUCAGAUUGAAUCACAGUUCCUGCAGGAUGACAUUAAUGCCACAAAGGACAGGUACAAGAAGAAUAUCAUGGAAAUACAGACCUAUGUCAGCAUUUUACAACAGAUCAUCCAAAUGACCCCUAGUGUGACCACCAUUACAGUUGGAGUGAGCGAGGAAAGACUGAUGGCAGAAAGGAGAAUUCCUAUCCUGCAGAGUCAGCUGGAAGAGUACAAGAGCAUUCUUUGUCAGCUGCAGACUCAGAAAUUGAAACUGCAGACUGAGACAACCGUGCUGGAACAAGCUAUUAAGAGCACUCAAGAGAGUUAUGAUGAUGAGGUUCAGCUAUACAACGAGCAGAUUGAAACUCUUAGGAAGGAGAUAGAGGAUGCUGAGAGGACCUUGGAGAAGUACACGAGUGACUGUCACCAGCUGGUGAUAUAUCAGCAGUCCCUGGAGAAUGAGCUGGAGCGGUACAAACGUAUCAUUGAGAAUGAAGACAACCGGUUAAAUUCUGCCAUAAUUGGAACCCCAGUUGCACUCUUCACACAGAGCUACAGACCCUGCCAAACUACAACCUGGAGAAGGCGAGAUAUCACCCUGGUUAUGCAAGAAAUUGCAAGUGCAAAACCAAGACAAAAAGGUCUGGCAAAGAAAAUUUCUAGGAGAAAGGAGAUCACUUCCAAAGACAUAGAUGGGUUUUCACCUGAAAACAGCUAUGAAAGAACUCUGGAAGACUUUCAUCAGGAUCAGCUGCAAUUUAAACAUGAAAGCACAGUAUGUGAACCUAAGCAGGAAGAAUUAGAACUAGUUGAGCAAGAAACAGUCCCAGAGGAUGUGCCUGAUGGAGCUCGGAUAAGUAAAGCUUUUGAUGAAUUGUGUAACACUGUGAGAGAGAAAAUAAGAUGCUUCAAGAGACCCGAGCCUAAGACUGACUUGUCUACCAAAGAGAGCUAUGUACUUGUCACAGGGGAAGCAAACUAUGACCAUCCUUGUUUCUAUUCUUCCUCCACCCCGGCUGGAGGUGGGAUCAUUGUUUCCACUAGCAAUGGAAAGAUGCCAAAUGGUGGGGAGGUGGAGCCAAUUCCAGAGCUGCCUGAACCCUCUGAACCAUCAGCAAAUGAGAAAGGGGAAGUCCAUGAAAUGCAAUAUGAGCUUGAAGAGAGAGAAGAAAUAAAUGAACAGGGCAGAAAGUCAGAAGAAAAAGCUGAAGAGCCCUCAAAGCAGCCUGACAUCACUGGGCCUGAGGCAGCACCUCCAGCUGGUGUAGCCGGCCCUUCUGAGCCAGACGUAUUUGAAGAGACAGAGCAUGACAGAGAAGACCAACGAGGAGGCCAAGCAUUCAGAGAACCAAGCUUACCCAGUUCCAUGAGCUAUGAGAAGGUGGAAGUAGUGGAAUCUAUUGAGAAGUUUUCAGAUGCCAGAAUUCAGACUUAUGAAGAGACAGCUAUGAUUGUGGAGACAACAAUUGAGAAGACAAGCAAGAAGAAGCUAGGAGACAAAGGCUCUUAAGUUACAUCAUUUGAUAAGCAACUUGUCUGGCAUAGUUAUUAAAUGACAAUAUUUUUCCCCUGACCCAAUGCUAACAUAGUGAGACUUUUGCUGUUUGAUAUAAAACAUUGAUACAUGAAUGGCCAUUCUGCCUGGUGUAGGUUUAUCUUUAAUGUAAUAAUCACUAAAAUAGUAGGUUCAUUUACGCAACACUUUUUGUGAUU
Molecule: messenger RNA, 2042 nt
Organism: Caretta caretta (loggerhead turtle)
Lineage: Eukaryota; Metazoa; Chordata; Testudines; Cheloniidae
Source: RefSeq, a predicted model, not a curated record